CUUUUAAGAAUGUUGAAGUUUGUGAUUUUAUUGUCAGCCGUUGUUUGCGUUUUGGGUGCUACCCUUCCCGAGGGUAUGCUGCCACAAUUGGAUGGUCGCAUUGUGGGCGGUGAAGUUACCACCAUCAACAACUUUCCCUGGCAAAUCUCCCUUCAACGUUCUGGUUCUCAUGCUUGUGGUGGUUCCAUCUACAGCUCUAACAUUAUAGUAACUGCUGCUCACUGCUUGCAAUCAGUCUCAGCCUCCGUAUUGAAAGUUCGCGCUGGUUCCACCUUCUGGAGCCAUGGUGGUGUUUUGAUUAAGGUUGCUGCUUUCAAGAAUCACGAAGGUUACAGUUCACGCACUAUGAUCAACGAUAUUGCUGUCAUUCGUUUGGACUCCUCCUUGACUAUGUCCUCUACUAUAAAACCCAUAAGCUUGGCUACUGUGGCUCCUCCUACUGGUGCUGCUGCUGUAGUUUCCGGUUGGGGUACCACCCGUUCUGGCGGUUAUGGCCUUCCAGCUGAAUUGAGAUAUGUCGAUGUUGAAAUGCUCAGCACCUCUGCUUGUGCUUCCUCCACUUACGGUUAUGGCUCGGAUAUCCAACCCACUAUGAUCUGCGCCUACACAGUCGGCAAAGAUGCUUGUCAAGGUGACUCUGGUGGCCCAUUGGUCUCUGGUGGUCUUUUAGUUGGUGUCGUCUCUUGGGGCUAUGGCUGCGCUUUCGCUAACUAUCCAGGUGUCUAUGCGGAUGUUGCAGUACUCCGCAGCUGGGUUGUAAACACAGCUUCAACUAUCUAAUAUAUCGAGUUAAAUAAAAAUAUGAUUAAGAACUUUUUAAUA
Messenger RNA from Lucilia sericata (common green bottle fly), 822 nucleotides. Its product is annotated as trypsin alpha-4-like. Gene Ontology annotation, molecular function: serine-type endopeptidase activity. Lineage: Eukaryota; Metazoa; Arthropoda; Insecta; Diptera; Calliphoridae. The coding region runs from base 10 to 780 and encodes 256 amino acids. The transcript has a single exon. The record is from RefSeq and is a predicted model, not a curated record. Gene Ontology annotation, biological process: proteolysis.